Molecule: messenger RNA, 3116 nt
Organism: Eruca vesicaria subsp. sativa (arugula)
Lineage: Eukaryota; Viridiplantae; Streptophyta; Magnoliopsida; Brassicales; Brassicaceae
Source: the annotation of a GenBank genome assembly
AAAAAGAGUGAAGAAGAAAGACACAGUCGCUUCACUGUUGUUGGGUUCGUUGAAGAUAUUAUACGGAACACAGUGUCGGAAUCUCUCUAGUCACAGUUCUACUUCUCCAUUGACAUCAUCGGCAAGCUCCUCCUCCAUCGAUGAUUCGUGUCAAGACCUCGAACACCUUGUGACUGUUUUGUGGAUUUGUCUCCAUCUAAUGGAGAUUGCCUCUGUAUGAGAAAGAAAAAGUCAAUUCCUUUGCUGCAAUGAGAAUACUUUCUCGAUUUGACAUCCGCAGAUUGCUGUCGGCCAUCAUCGUUACCGUUGGUUUAGUUGUUCUACUUGUUCUCUGUUUCGGUAUCCCCUGUCGCAAUUAUUUUUGCUUGUCUCCGGUUAAGGUUUCAGGGAUUGUACUUGUAGCUAACCCCAAUGAAGUCUCUGUGGUCAAAACAGAGAUGAAUCUCUCUAGUAAUGAUGAUGAUGAAGAAGGGACAAGAAACAAUGAUUCCCCUACUAGAAAAAAUGUUGUUGCAGUCAGCAAUGUAAAAGUAGAGCUUAAUGUAUCUGUUAUUGCUUCACCAAAUCUAUCAUUGGGGAAGCCUGAAAUGGCUGUUGAAGGUUCGGUUUUGGUUAGGAGUAAUGCUUUGUCUACUAUGAGAAGACAGAAGCAAGUGGCUGCUACAGUUUCCAUAUCUCAGAUGAACUCAUUGCUGAUCCAAAGUCUUCCUUCUUCUCAUUCCCCUAAGCCUCGUUGGUCAUCUGCUCGAGACUCUGAAAUGCUCUCUGCAAAAUCUGAGAUUGAGAAUGCUCUUGUUGUUCAUGACUCUCUUGGACUUGAUGCUUCCGUUUAUCGAAAUAUCUCCAAGUUUCUAAGGAGUUACGACUUGAUGGAGAGGAAACUUAAAGUCUAUGUGUACAAGGAAGGAAAGAAGCCUAUAUUCCAUAACCCGAAGCCUCGUGGAAUCUAUGCCUCUGAAGGUUGGUUCAUGAAACUCAUGGAAAGCAACAAGAAGUUUCUAGUAAGAGACCCUAGGAAGGCUCAUUUGUUCUACAUACCUGUCAGCAUUAAAGCUCUCAGGACCUCUCUGGGACGGGACUUUCAGACACCAAAGAGUCUUGCGGACCAUUUGAAGGAAUAUGUGGAUUUUAUAGCAGCUAAGUACAAGUUCUGGAACCGAACUGCUGGAGCCGAUCACUUCCUUGUUGCUUGCCAUGAUUGGGGCAACAAACUGACAAAGAAACACAUGAGUAACAGUGUCCGUUCACUUUGUAACUCAAAUGUUGCACAAGGCUUCAGAAUUGGGAUCGACACAGCUCUACCGGUCACAUAUAUACGCUCUGCUGAGUCUCCUAUUGAGUACCGUGGAGGAAAACCUCCAUCAGAGAGGAAGAUUCUUGCAUUCUUUGCUGGAAGCAUGCAUGGAUAUCUUCGACCGAUUCUUGUUCAGCUUUGGGAGAACAAAGAAACUGACAUGAAGAUCUUCGGUCCAAUGCCUCGUGACCCUCAAGGCAAGAAACAGUACCGUGAAUACAUGAAGAGCAGCAGGUACUGCAUUUGUGCAAGGGGUUAUGAAGUCCAUACUCCUAGGGUUGUGGAAGCUAUAAUAAAUGAAUGUGUCCCAGUUAUCAUUGCUGACAACUAUGUUCCGCCCUUUUUCGAGGUUCUGAACUGGGAGGAAUUUGCAGUGUUUGUAGAGGAGAAAGACAUAGAGAAUCUGAGGAACAUUCUGCUGUCUAUACCAGAAGAGAGAUAUAUUGGAAUGCACGCAAGGGUAAAGACGGUGCAGCAACAUUUCCUGUGGCACAAGAAACCUGCGAAGUUUGAUCUCUUUCAUAUGAUUUUGCAUUCAGUUUGGCACAGCCGAAUUAACAGGAUUAAAACCAGGUUAAGGCAUUGAAAUCUUGUAAGGGCUUGUUAAAACUUUUCAUUUGUAACGUUAUGGAACCUUUUAAGAAUAGAUAUAUUCAAUAAUGAGUUUCAAUGUCAGAUUGGGGAUGUCUAGGAGGAUGCUACAACUAGUGAAUUUGCUCGCUUGGUGUUACUUUCAUUGUUUUCAUACAAUCCAACCAAAAUAGAGAAGGAUAAGCUAAUUAAUACACAAAAAGACACUGAAUCUACGUUGCAAUCACAUAUAGGCAUUGCAUCUAGAAAGAGAAGCCAAUAAACUAUUUAUUUGGAUCUAAUCUCUGAUGCCAUGAUCAAAGAGGUAACCUUAUUCAACAGCUCUACCUUUUCUUGAGCACAUUUAUCUUUCAUAAUCUUCAACAUGUCUUCAAAUUUUUGACAUUCAAGUUCAUUAGCAAGCAACUUCUUCAUCUUCCCAUGGGUUUCCUUCUUAGUCUCAGUUGACACUUUGGUCCAUUUUUCUUUCAAAAAAUCCAUACCAACAAAGAAAGCAGUUUCAUCCCAAUCAGAUACAAGUGGUGACUUCUUCAUAUCUCUACUACCUUCUUGAACAUUCCUACCCUUAGCCUUUGGUGGAGAGACCAAGUCAAGCUUCUUUGACACUCUCCUCCUCUCACUCUUGUUUAAUUUCCCGUUAGCAGACUCAAAAGCUAUCCCGUGAGCUCCCCAGAUAAGCUUUGACAACUGAAAACACUUUUGUUGAUGCGGAUUCAAACAAGAAGCUUCUCCACCCCUCAUCACUUUAUUUCUAUAACUCCUCUUCAGAUUUUGAAUCUUAACCUUGAACUGAUCCAACGUAACAUCAAAGCUAAAAGAGCCCUUCAAUGAUUCGUAGAGUGUGCGCUUAUUCUCAAAUGGAUUCUUCCCUUUGCAAUCAAUAAUACCUUGUAGCAAAACAAUCUCAUCUUUAUCAGUAAACAGUCUAUUCUUCUCAAUUUCAAUGGGUGACAUCCCUUCCCUCAGCCGCUUCCUCGGUGGAGCAUCUUCCGGUUCGUCUUCUUCCGACGAAAAUAUGGUAUGGCCUUCUUCUUCAGACUCCAUUUCUUUCUCGCCGGCGCUUGAAGAUGAUGAUGAUGGGUGCUUCGGGUUGCUUGCCAUGCGAUUGGCUUUCGGAACUACUCGAUUUUAGGGUUUUGUGUACAGCAGCAAGUCCAGAAAGAUUCCGAAUUAAGUUGAUCACUCUUCGAGAAAGAUUUUUGCUUAAAUCUCCUCAAAACUACAUUAUGAC